Molecule: messenger RNA, 2883 nt
Organism: Humulus lupulus (European hop)
Lineage: Eukaryota; Viridiplantae; Streptophyta; Magnoliopsida; Rosales; Cannabaceae
Product: cysteine-rich receptor-like protein kinase 46
Exons: 8
Coding region: 603-2657 (684 amino acids)
Biological process (GO): protein phosphorylation
Molecular function (GO): protein kinase activity; ATP binding
Source: RefSeq, a predicted model, not a curated record
UUCUCACGAGCUCAUUUCUCCUUUGGGUAAAGUUACCUAAUAAAACCAUGCAAGUUACAUUUGGUUCAUUUUCUAGAUGAAGAACGUGUAUGAUUUUCCUAUUGAAUAUGUUAUUGUAUCAAAGUUUUCUUUUAAAAUAACAGCUUUAUAUAUCACUUUAAAAAAUAAAAAUAAAUAAAAAAUCUUUGGUGGGCAACAUUUUCUUUUUUUAAAAAAGAAUUCGUUAAUAACAGAAGCUCAUUUGUCAAUAAAAUAAAAUAAUAAUUAUGAUAAAUAACAGAAGCUUAUCCCUUAAGUGGUGGUGGUGGUGGAGAAUAUCCACACAAUCGAGUGUUUUAGUUUCAUGUAUUGGUUAGUUCGGCCAUGUUUUAACACCAUACACAUAAUCAGCCCAAAUAUAACCAAUAAAACAGAGUAGAUAAAGAAACUAUAACAACAAACAAGUAAAAAAAAACUUAAAAAAUAAAUUAAAAUAAAAAUGAAAAGCAAAGGUAGUAAAUCAAAAAAAAAAAAAAAGAAAAAGAAAAAGAAAAAGAAAGCCGUAUAUCUCUGCUCUCCUCCAUAAUCAUCAUAAUCAUAAUCAUCCUCGAGUCUGUUCUUGCAUGGCAGGGUUGAUUAAGCGGCCAUUAUUGAUUAUGUUCCUUCUCCUUUUCUAUCAAAUGCUGGUAUCAAAAGCAGAACCUCUAUUAGAGUUGGUGACUCGUGUAUGCAGAGACGAUCGUGUGAAUAACCAAACUAUUUACGCUCAAAACUACGAUAUUAUAUUGGAGAGAUUGGCGGAGGGUAUGUCUGUUAGAGGUUACUCGUUCGGGGAAAUGGGGGACCCGCCUAACCGUGUGUUCGUUUUCUCUCAAUGCAUGGGUGAUCUCAACACCAAGGAAUGCUCCAUGUGCUUUAAUGAGAUUAAGGACAUCUUGUCUGGUUGCUUUCCCUCUUCUGGGGGUCGUAUUUUCUAUAAUGGUUGCUUUAUCAGGGCUGAGAAUUAUUACUUCUUCAAUCACACAGUUGAGCCUGAUGACUUAAGGGUAAUGAAUUAUUUUUUCCUUUAUUAUAUCUUCUUUAUAUAUAUGCAUGAGUUGUUGAUGAUGAUGAUGAUGAUUACAUGCAUGGAACUGGCUGGGCAUGUACACAUAUGUAUAUUUAUGCAGAGAUGCAGUGAUGGACUUGAUCUGAGAAAGGAAUACACGGACGUAGGAAGGAAACAGAUAGCGGAUUUGGUGAAGGUGACAAUGGAGAACGAUGGGUUCGGAGCAGUGUAUAAGAAAUCUAAUGAAGUAUCUUUUUAUGCUUCUGCUACGUGUUGGAAGACUCUCAACAGUACAUUGUGCCAAGAGUGCGUACAAAACGCCGCAGAUAGUUGCGCUGCGUGCCUACCCUCCGCCGAGGGUCGAGUCCUCAAUUCCGGCUGCACUGUGCGUUAUGCUGAUUAUGAUUUUGGGAACAAGCCCGACGUCCGCAGGGCCAAAGUAUUCAAUACUGCAGAAAUUCUGUUGACGUACGCUACAUAUGUUCUUGUGGGGUUGGCAGUUAGUGUAUUUGUGGUUAUGGUUGGUAUCUAUGCGGGUAAAGCUGCUUACAGACGAAAGAUUCGCCGCUUGAAGAAAAAAGUGAAAGGGCGACGGCUAGACAUAGCAUCAUCGAAGAAAGGUUUGAAAUUUUUGGAGUUCAAUUACUUAACACUUGAAAAAGCAACAGAAGGCUUUAAUGAUGCCCACAAGCUUGGUCAAGGAGGUUUUGGCGAAGUAUUUAAGGGAACUCUUGGUGACGGUAGAGAAAUUGCAAUAAAGCGUUUAUUCGCAACUGGGAAAAGUCAGACUGAGGAAAUAUGCAACGAAAUCGAUAUAAUAAGUAGUGCUCAACACAAAAACUUGGUUCGGUUCCUUGGUUGCUGCUUCACUGAGUCAAACAGCUUCCUUGUUUAUGAAUUCCUUGUCAACAAGAGCCUUGACCAAUUCAUAUUUGAUUCGGAGAGGAGUAAAGAAUUAGACUGGAAAAAGAGGCUGCAAAUAAUGAUUGGAUCAGCUGAGGGUUUAGAGUACCUCCACAAAGGGUGUCAAAUGAGGAUAAUUCACAGAGACAUCAAAGCUAGCAACAUUUUGUUAGAUUCAAAAUGGAUACCGAAAAUCGCAGAUUUCGGCCUAGCAAGAUUUUCUUCAGCUGGCAGCAACGUUCCUGGUGUUGCUAUUGCAGGAACAUUUGGUUACUUAGCUCCUGAAUACCUGGCACAGGGAAGAUUAACCGAAAAGGUUGAUGUUUAUAGCUUUGGAGUUCUUGCGUUGGAGAUAAUAAGUGGGGUGAGGAACAACAAAUUGAGAUCUAAUGACUCUUUUGAAACUCUAGUAGCUCAUGUAUGGAAACACUACCAAUCAAAUACAGUGUCAGAGAUCAUAGAAAACAGCUUAGCAAAUGAAGACUUUGGAGAUAUUGAAAGAAUUGUUCAAGUGGGACUGUUAUGCACACAAGAAGUACCAUCUUUACGUCCUAACAUGACAAUGGUAAUUCAAAUGCUUAAACAAAAUGACUUUGAAUUGCCUACACCAACAAAGCCACCUUUCAUUGAUGAAAAUUUGGAGUUGUCUUCUUCAUUCGAUUCUUGUCGAUGGCAACCUUCUUGUAUACCCGAUUUAUGUUCACCCCAUAUUGAGAGAGAGACUUAAAUAUAUGAUACAAGAAGCCGCAUAUUUAAUUUUUCUUUCUUUUCUUUUUUACUUUUUACUUUUUUUUUGUGUUUUUAUUUCUGGUCAUAAAAACACAUAUAGACAGGAUGUACCAUAACUUUUCAAUACAAGAUUUUUUUUCCCUUCAUUUAUAUAUAUAUAUAUAUAUAUAUUUGAUCUUUUAGUAGCCGCGAUUUUUGAAUUUUUAUAAUGGAAUUCCCAUUUU